This is a messenger RNA of Etheostoma cragini (Arkansas darter), 1004 nucleotides long. Its product is annotated as transcription factor 15. The record is from RefSeq and is a predicted model, not a curated record. The transcript is spliced from 2 exons. Bases 193 to 753 code for a protein of 186 amino acids. Lineage: Eukaryota; Metazoa; Chordata; Actinopteri; Perciformes; Percidae. Gene Ontology annotation, molecular function: protein dimerization activity; DNA-binding transcription factor activity, RNA polymerase II-specific; RNA polymerase II transcription regulatory region sequence-specific DNA binding. Gene Ontology annotation, biological process: regulation of transcription by RNA polymerase II; developmental process.
AGGCUCCACCUGUCUCCCGUCCUCCGCCAGGGUUAUUGACCCAGAAGCAGCCGUCACCCAGUAGCCGUGGUAUGCCGGCCAGUGCUCACCCCCCGGUCACCGGAUCGGCGGCAGCUGCUCGGUCCCGGAGUUAUUUUCACCCCCAGGACAGAGUGAUGCAGAGCAGCCCCAGUCAGACCCGCGGAGAGCAGCAUGAAGUCCGCAGGACCCGACGGCUUCUUCCCGUCUGACCCGGACGACCUGGACAGCGGCGGCGGCGGCAGCGACAGCUCCUACGGGAAGUCCACCGGCGAGGGCAGCCCUCGCGGAGAAGCAGGCGGCGGCGAAGCAGGCGGCGGCGGUUCCCGCGCCGCAGCGCCCCGGCGGAGGAAACGGCGGAGACGCAGCAGCGACGGGGACGCGGACCCGGGAACCGCGGGCGUGAGCAAACAGAGGCAGGCGGCGAACGCGCGCGAGCGGGACAGAACGCACAGCGUGAACACGGCGUUUACGGCGCUGCGCACGCUCAUCCCCACCGAGCCCGCGGACCGGAAGCUCUCCAAGAUAGAGACGCUGCGCCUGGCCUCCAGCUACAUCUCGCACCUGGCCAACGUGCUGCUGCUCGGGGAGGCGGCGGACGGACAGCCCUGCCUCGGCUACCCGAGCGAGCGGCGCGGCGCCCCGGGUCCCGCGCUGCGGCCCAUCUGCACCUUCUGCCUCAGCAACCAGAGGAGACUGCUCCGAGACGGAGGGAAACACUCGGCCGCUGUGUGAGGCAGAACCGCGCCGGACAGACAGGAAGUCCACCUUCGCCUUGUUUACAUGUACACCUGUAGGACUUUGUACAUUAUAUUUAUUUUUGGAUUAGAACCAGUAAUGAACACUGAACAGCACUUUGUGUCCACGCUGCUGAGCUUCUGUUUUGGUUGAGCUGUAACCGGAGCCCAUGUGGAAAGCUGCACCUGACGGGGGCUAUUUCGGUCCCUCGAACUGUAUCAGCUACCCCCCCCCAUGCUCAACACCAG